Messenger RNA from Linum trigynum, 2032 nucleotides. NCBI's taxonomy places the organism in Eukaryota, Viridiplantae, Streptophyta, Magnoliopsida, Malpighiales, Linaceae. The record is from the annotation of a GenBank genome assembly.
ACAGUUUUUAACAAAAAAAUAUUAUUUAAUUACAAAAACGGUAUUUUGCCGGUACACAACGAUUGAAUCACGGUAGUACCACAAAAUACCCUACCACUAGCAGAGCCGAUAUAACUUCCAGUACGGUUUCCUUUACCACGGAGAAAAGGUGAAAAUCAGAAAGUGGGAAACAACUAACGUCACACAACUCGGCGCUCUCUGAGUUUCAGCAGCAGUCACUCACUCUUGCCGAGUGACAUUUUUCACUUUUGCCUCCCACGGUGGUCCAAAAACCCAUUAUUCCACCCCAACCGUAGCCACACUCCGAUCUUUCCACUUCUCCGAUUCUCCUCUGCUCGUCGGUGAUGGGAAGCCAUCAUAGAGAAGAUCCACUUUCCUACCCAAACAACAUCCAUUCUUCCUCGUCCUCUCCGAUCACAGUCUCCGACUACCUCGACCCCGCCGCCGCCUUCCUCUCUUCCGACCCAUCCAACAAUUCCCUCAUCGGCAGCGCCUCCAGCAGUUUCCAGAACGACCCGGGUUUCCUAAACGACGCCGCCGCCGCCGCUGCCAAUAUCGACGCCGAAUUCGGCUUCUCUCGGCCGGACUUCAGGCAGAGCCCGCUUGUCGGGACCGUGCAGUACUACGAGCGCCAUGUCUUUUUGUGUUACAAGAACCCUUCUGUUUGGCCUCAGCGGAUUGAGGCUGCCGAGUUUGAUCGCCUGCCGAGAUUGCUCUCAGCUGCCGUCACUGCAAGGAAAGCUGAUAUGAAGAAAGAGACCCGUCUAACAAUAUGUGAGGGACAUGAUGGAACAGAAACCUCAAAUGGGGAUGUGUUAAUCUUUCCUGACAUGGUCAGAUACAGGAGGUUAACACAUUUUGACGUCGACACAUUUGUGGAGGAAGUGCUGGUCAAAGAUGGUGAAUGGAUGCCCGGAACUCCAGAAAAGCUUCAUGGUUGCUAUGUGUUUGUAUGCUCUCAUGCCUCCAGAGAUCGCCGUUGUGGCGUUUGUGGUCCGGCCAUAAUUGGAAGAUUUAAAGAAGAGAUAGAAGUUCGUGGUCUGCAAGCUAGAGUCUCUGUUAGUGCAUGCUCACACAUUGGGGGCCAUAAAUAUGCUGGAAACAUCAUCAUUUUCGGAUCAAGUGUUAGUGGAGGCAUCACUGGACACUGGUAUGGAUAUGUUACUCCAGAUGAUGUGCCCAUAUUACUCGAACAACACAUUGGCAGAGGAGAGAUUGUCGAUUGGCUGUGGAGGGGCCAGAUGGGUUUGCCAGUAGAGGAUCAGAUUAAGUGGCAAGAACAACGGCUGCAACUGAACGGGAAUAAUUUGGUGGAUAGCAAUGAAGUGACACUAAGAAAAACAGAUGUUGAAGCAAGUGUUGCAGCAGGCACUGUUUCUGGACCCGACGCCACUGGAGGUCGCUGCCAGGAAAAUGGGAACUCUGCUUCUUGCAGUCAAAAGCCUGUCUCAACAGAAAACAACAAGCCGAAAGAAGGGAAGCUAUCUCUAUUGGAGGAGAAAAAGAGCAACAAGAAGUUGAUCUCCCGUCGUAAUAGUGGGAAGAAGUCCCUAGUGCAUAGAGUUUGUGGAAAGCCAACAUGGCUAGAGAGCUGGGAGCUUGAAGAUACAUAUGCAGCUGCUGCUGUGGUUUGUGCCGUCGCGUCAGUUGCCGUUGCAUACAAAUGCUACAAACAGCUGAGUUAAAUCAUUCCAAUUCCUUUCCUUUUGUGUUUGUGUUUGUGCGUGUUUUUUUUUUUUUUUUUUUUUUUGUGACUAAUCUUCAUAAGCAAAACUCGUGAGUUCAAAGAAUCUGUAAAUUAAUCCUUUCCUACCGUUUGUUCUGGGUUUACAAAGUGAAGCUUUCUCUACUUAUUCGUUCAUCUCUACGAAAGACUUCAUAAUGCCAAAUAGCUCUCUCAACAUGUUGGAUGUACAGCCUGCACUCAACCAUCAGAAGAGUUCCAAAAGCAAUUGAUAAGAUGGCUGGGUGUCAGAGUCUUCAUGGAAAUAAGGGGGUUUGAGAAAUGACUGAAAAAAAUUCAAGGAAAUUU